Molecule: messenger RNA, 174 nt
Organism: Aspergillus melleus
Lineage: Eukaryota; Fungi; Ascomycota; Eurotiomycetes; Eurotiales; Aspergillaceae
Exons: 1
Coding region: 1-174 (57 amino acids)
Biological process (GO): carbohydrate metabolic process
Molecular function (GO): hydrolase activity, hydrolyzing O-glycosyl compounds
Source: RefSeq, a predicted model, not a curated record
AUGAGAUUUUUCAACCAGGGCAGCAUCUUUGGUCAGACCAUCCCCAGUAACACCAUGAAGUGGCAGUUCACGGAGCCCGAGAACGGUCAGUCUGACUUCAGCGAAGGCGAGAAAAAGAUUGACUUGGCCAAGCAGUCAAGCAAGAGUCCGCUGCCACAACUUGGUCUGAACUGA